Messenger RNA from Elgaria multicarinata webbii, 1778 nucleotides. RefSeq names its product trafficking regulator and scaffold protein tamalin (gene TAMALIN). Gene Ontology annotation, molecular function: protein binding. Gene Ontology annotation, cellular component: plasma membrane. The record is from RefSeq and is a predicted model, not a curated record. The transcript is spliced from 8 exons. Gene Ontology annotation, biological process: signal transduction. The coding region runs from base 8 to 1060 and encodes 350 amino acids. Lineage: Eukaryota; Metazoa; Chordata; Lepidosauria; Squamata; Anguidae.
CCCGGCCAUGACCCUGCGGAGACUCCGGCGGCUCCGGCCCGGACAGCCAGAGCAAGAGGCGGCGGUGGCGAGCGCGGCGGGUCCGGGCGUUCUCGGGGGCCGAACGUCGGAGCUGGAGCUGGAGAAGGCGCUGGCGGCCUCGGGGGGCACCUUGCCCCGCGCCAGAAGGGGUUCCGGAUUCAAAUGGCGCUCUCUCAGCCAGUCACCCGAGCAGCACAGGAAGGUGAUCACGUUGGAGAAAGAAGAGACUCAGGCCUUUGGAUUUGAGAUUCAGACCUACGGGCUACACCACCAGGAUACCAAACGCGUAGAAAUGUUCACCUUCGUGUGCCGCGUCCAUGAUGAGAGCCCGGCCCAUGCGGCAGGCCUUAAACCUGGAGAUACAAUCACUGGCGUCAAUGGGCUCAACGUGGAGGGGAUCCGUCACCGUGAGAUUGUGGAGAUCAUCAAGGCAUCUGGGAAUGUGCUGAGGUUGGAGACCUUGUACGGCACGUCAAUCCGGAGGGCGGAGCUAGAGGCCCGUUUGCAGUAUCUCAAGCAAACACUUUAUGAGAAAUGGGGGGAAUAUCGGUCACUGAUGGUGCAGGAGCAGCGCCUAGUCCAUGGAAUCGUAGUUAAAGACCCGAGCAUCUAUGACACCUUGGAGUCUGUGCGCUCCUGCCUGUACGGCACUGCGUUGGCGAGAGGCUCUACGCCCUUCAGGAUGCUGUUGCCGGCACCAGGUAGCACGUAUAGCAGUGUGGGCUGCGUCAGCACUGCCACGGACGAGAGCGAGGAUUCGGUUUACCAGACCUGCUUUUUUGACUCUGCCGAUUCCCUGGACAUUGCCCCCAUGGUGGCCCAGUCCUUGCGCCCCCGGACAACGUUAACCCGCAGCGCCAGCGUCAAAUGUACCAGCAGCAACGGAGCUGCCCACUUCUGGGACAAGCCAUGUGACCCAAAGAACUCCAUAGCAACACCGAGGCCCAGGAAGAACAAACACGGAAGCUUCCGGAAACGGCUGCUCAAGUUUAUCCCCGGGUUGAACCGUUCUCUGGAAGAAGAAGAGAGCCAGUUGUAGAAGGACUAAUAACAUAGCUGGGGAAGUGGGAAGCCAGGCUGUCUCCGCUUUCAAAGUUGGCUAUUUAUUUAUUUAUUUGAGCUUCCGUUGGGGUGGUUCAAAGGACUCGAGCGUCCAAGAAGACCUGAAUGCCAGCAGUCUACCUGUGCUUCAAGGGAUACAGAUUGUGCUGGACAGAUCUGGUCGUGGGCCUUGAGGUUGUUAGGGCAGCUUCAUCCUUUUGGAAAUGAGCUCAUGGGGAGGUGGGGGGGGGGGAGAGAAAAGCUGAGUCUUCAAGGAAGCAGGAAGCAGCAGCGGCAGGCAGGGAGGGGGGAGGUCUCGAAAGGAAAUGUAGCAAACUGUCAGGCCAAAGAAGCACAAAGUGAUCUGGCCGCCUUCAUUCGUAGGAGGAAAUUUUUGGAGCAGGAUGCCUCUCAGGAAAGAGUAAAGCAAUCUAUGAAUGCUCCUGUUGAGGGGUUCGGUGACUUCUGAAAAGGGGUGGAACUGGAAAAUGAGAAACUGCUUCUGACUCCUAAUUGGCAGGGAUUUUUCCCUUAAAUCUUCUGGAAAGUUUGGGUGGCCGGGGGUUGUAAAUGUUGGGGUUUGUUUUAGGACUUGAAGGGGUAUUAGCAGAACUGGCAUGUUGACCUAGGGCAUGAAGUAGCAUUUAAGGUUUAGAGCUUGAGGUUUAUAUAAUAAGAGGCAGGAUGUGAGAGCCCUGUCCUGGGAUAAAAAUGGC